AUGGUCUUGCAAGUCGAGCUAAUUCCUGUCUUGUCCGAUAAUUACGCCUACCUUCUCAUUGACUCUACCAAUCAUGUGGCAGCGGCAGUUGAUCCCGUGGAUGCCCAGAAGGUUUAUACUCGUGCCAAAGAGCUUCAAGUUGACAUUUCCAUGAUCCUCACCACUCAUUCACACUGGGACCAUGCCGGUGGAAAUUCAGACCUUGUUAACCUGAUUCAGAAGAAGGAGAAGCGUCAAAUUCAGGUCAUUGGUGGACCGGGAAGUGCUGUGGAAGCCCAGACUCACUCCGUUACUGAUGGAGACGUGUUACAGCUUGGGGAUCUAAAUAUCAACGUCUACUAUACUCCGUGUCACACUCGUGAUCACGUGCUGUACCAUUGCCGAGACGCACUGUUUACUGGCGACACGCUGUUUGUUGCUGGAUGUGGAAGAUUCUUUAGUGGAACUCCAGCGGAGAUGCACUACGCUCUGAACGAAGUGGUGGCCAAGUUACCAGAAGAAACAAAGAUUUACUGUGGCCAUGAGUAUACUGCAAGCAAUUUACGCUUUGCUGCACACGUGGAACCAGACAACGAAGCGGUGCAGAGAAAACUGGCAUGGGCUAUUGAGAAAACAGAGGCGAAGGAGCCUACCGUUCCGUCGACAGUGAAGGAGCAGUUGGCGUUGAAUCCGUUCAUGCGAGUGGAGGAAGCUACGGUGCAGCAGUUUGCAAAUGGAGAGAAAGAUCCCGUAGAGGUGAUGAGGAUUGUGCGUGCUGCCAAGGACAAGUUUGUGAUUGGAAAGUAG
Peronospora matthiolae is the source of this 786-nucleotide messenger RNA. Lineage: Eukaryota; Oomycota; Peronosporomycetes; Peronosporales; Peronosporaceae. The record is from the annotation of a GenBank genome assembly.